AUGCGAUUUACGAGAGCUCUGAGAGGCGGUGGAAACUGGGACUUGAUUCCCCCAGAGAAGAUCCCCUCCCCCAACUUCUGGAACAAGGUCGUCAAGGGCACCCCUUACGAAUUCACUCAAGUUCAACUCUCCAGAAAAGGUCUUCACCACGCGUGGACCAGACAUGAGAUUGCCAAGUACGAUACUGUUAUGCGACGAAAUCCUUACAUGCUUACUCUUUUCAACGACGAACUUCUCAAGCUCGCUGUAAUCAUCACCGCUGGCAUUAUUUUCGCCGAAGAAAUCUGCGGAUUCUACCCAUUCGGCCACGAUCCCCACCAGGGCCACGGAGCAUCUGCAUCUCCCGCGUUUAACGAUGUUCAAAUCAACGGAGUUCCCGAAGUUCAAGGCGACGAACACACCAGAUAUUACCGCGGCCAGAACUGCGUCUCCAACGACCACUUCAUGCAGCCCACGACCGUCACUCCUGAGAAUAAGUAA
Molecule: messenger RNA, 480 nt
Organism: Oikopleura dioica
Lineage: Eukaryota; Metazoa; Chordata; Appendicularia; Copelata; Oikopleuridae
Source: the annotation of a GenBank genome assembly